CCCGGCACAGACUACACCCAGGGAACAAAGACCAAGCGCCAUGUUGAAGCCAUUACUGCUACUGAGAUCCCUCCUACUCCUGCAGCUACUUCUGCUAGGGCUGGGGCUGAAUACCACAGUCCUCAAGCCCAGUGGUAAUGAAGACACCACAGCUGAUUUCUUCUUGACCUCUGAGACCCCCGGCUCUCUCAGCAUUUCCACUUUGCCCCUCCCAGAGGUUCAGUGCUUUGUGUUCAAUGGCGAGUACAUGAACUGCACUUGGAAUAGCAGCUCUGAGCCCCAGCCUACCAACCUGACUCUGCGAUAUGGGUACAAGAAGUCUGAUAGUUAUGAAGUCCAGGAGUGUGGUCACUAUCUGUUUUCAAAACAGAUCACUUCUGGCUGUUGGCUGCAAGAAAAUCAGAUCCGGCUCUAUGAAACAUUUUUUGUCUGGCUCCAGGACCCACGAGAACCCAGGAGGCAGAUGGAACAGAAGCUAAAACUACAGAAUCUGGUGAUCCCCUGGGCUCCAGAGAAUCUAACACUUCACAACCUGAGUGAAUCCCAGCUAGAACUGACCUGGAAAAACAGAUACCCCCGGGACCACUGUUUGCAGCAUUUGGUGCAGUAUCGGAACGACUGGGAUAGCAGCUGGACUGAACAACAAGUGGAUCACAAACAAAGCUUCUCCCUUCCUAGUGUGGAUGGGCAGAAAUUGUACACAUUCCGGGUUCGGAGCCGCUUUAACCCACUCUGUGGAAGUGCUCAGCAUUGGAGUGAGUGGAGCCACCCGAUCGACUGGGGAAGCAGUACUUCCAAGGAGAAUCCGUGGUUGUUUAUAACAAAAGCUGUGCUUAUUCCUGUCGGCUCCAUGGGAUUGAUUAUUACCCUCUUCUUUGUGUAUUGCUGGCUGGAACGGACAAUGCCUCGAAUUCCCACCCUCAAGAACCUAGAGGAUCUGGUCACUGAAUACCAUGGUAACUUUUCGGCCUGGAGUGGUGUGUCUAAGGGACUGGCUGAGAGUUUGCAACCAGACUACAGUGAACGGCUCUGCCAUGUCAGUGAGGUUCCCCUAAAAGAAGAAGCAGGGGAGGGGCCAGGGGGAUCCUCCUGCAGCCAGCCCUACAGGGCCUCCCCAUGUUACACCCUGAAGUCCAAAACCUGAGCCCCAGUUCCCUGACAGAAGCCCAGCAUCCCAUACCCCUGAGUGGUACUGACUCCCUCUCAUCCACCCUUCUGAUAAAAUGCCCAAUGUGUAUUCCAUCCUGUGUGGCUCAUUUUGGAUUUGGUGCCCUGUAUAACUGCCCCUUCAUUCAGUAUCCCUUACUUGAGAAAUGCCCCUCUGCCCUAUACGUGUUUGUUAUCACCCUCAGGCUGGCCCUUCCUUUUUUACAGGAUUCUUUCUCCCUCUUUCCCUCCCUUGUACUACCUAUCCUUCAAUUGUUCCAGAAUCGAUGAGAAAUAAAGUUUCUGUUCCUAAUCA
Octodon degus (degu) is the source of this 1462-nucleotide messenger RNA. RefSeq names its product interleukin 2 receptor subunit gamma (gene Il2rg). The record is from RefSeq and is a predicted model, not a curated record. Gene Ontology annotation, biological process: cytokine-mediated signaling pathway. NCBI's taxonomy places the organism in Eukaryota, Metazoa, Chordata, Mammalia, Rodentia, Octodontidae. Gene Ontology annotation, cellular component: external side of plasma membrane; membrane. Gene Ontology annotation, molecular function: cytokine receptor activity; protein binding.